GAAGGCUUUAGCCCCGGAAGAAGAAAAAAAGCGGAAGUUGGCGCCUUUCAACGGCGACAAAAGACAAAGAACGACGAAGACGAAGUUUGAGUUUAAAAACGUAAAAGAAUGUUGAAAGAGUUGGUGAAGGAGCGACUCAUGGCGGCGGCCGACGAAAUAUUCGCGCUGUUUGAAAGAACGAUAGCGUCGUACGAGGAGGAACUUUCUAGAAGAAGAGAGGAGAAGGCUGUUCACAAUGAAGGUGUCCGACAAGAAAAACGUCCCCCCCGGCCGGGGGCGAGGAUCUCCACUUUAAGUAAUGAGGAUCCACAGCCCCCCCACAUUAAAGAGGAAGAGGAGGCGUCCCAGGAGGAGGAGUUCUUGACCCCUCAGUGGGGAGACUGUCUUCCUGGCUUGAGGGAGGCUGAUCUCACCAAGUUGCAACUGACCGUGGUCUCCAUGAAGACUGAAGACCCUGAGUUUCAUCACAGUCCGUGUGAGGAGACCAGAGGGGCGGAGCCUCCAAGCACCAGCUCGCUACCACACAUGACAACAGGCCUGUGUGGAGCGCCGCUGUCAGACAGUGACAACACAACAUCACCCUUUCCUGAGGAUGAAGAACCUUUGAGCAGCGGCACAGACUGUGAAGGUGACAUCAGGACUCAAACCGACAACCAACACUCCGAAGAGACCGGUAAAAAAUGUUUCAACUGCUCAUUUUGUGCCAAAGACUUCCCGAUGAUGUCCAGUUUGACUCAACACAUGAGAACGCACACCGGAGAAAAACCUUUUAGUUGCUCAGUUUGCAGUAGCACAUUUUCUCACAGGUUCGCCUUAAAAAGACACAAGAGAACACACGCAGGAGAAAAACCUUUUAGUUGCUUCGUUUGCCACAACAGAUUCACUCAAAAGGACACUUUGGUGAAACACAUGCGCACGCACACCGGAGAAAAACCCUUUAGAUGUUCAGUUUGCGACAACAGAUUCACUCAAAAGGCGACGCUGGUGAAACACAUGCAGACGCACACAGGAGAAAAACCCUUUUGUUGUAUGGUCUGUGGUAAAAGAUUCACCCGGAAGGCGACCUGGGUGUCCCACAGGAGAACGCACACAGGAGAAAAACCUUUCAGUUGUUUAGUGUGCACGAGCACGUUUUCUCAAAAGUCUGCUUUAAAGAUACACAUGAGGACGCACACGGGAGAAAAACCGUUCAGUUGUUCAGUUUGCAGCAGUAGAUUCUCUCACAGGUCGGCUUUGAAAAUACACGCAAGGACACACACGGGAGAAAAACCUUUUAGCUGUCCGGAUUGCAGUAGUACGUUUUCUCACAGGUCUACUUUAAAAAUUCACAUGAGAACACACGCGGGGGAGAAACACUCUUAGUUGCUCAUGUUUUGUCUUGAAAACGGCUUAAAACGCAGCCUUUGAUAAAAAAAUGUUUUAAAAGUUACAUACACAAAGGAUAGUAAAAAUUUUCGGACAUAAUGUGUACUAAAAGACUCAAGAAACAACAAAUAAGCAGCAGUGACUGUAUUCAGUAGUCUGCGCGAUACAAUUUGAGGCAGAUGGCCGCCCUACCCUGUCUUUUUGUUCUGUUUUUCCUUUCCAAUUCUUCCUCUUGUGGGGUUUUAUUUCCUUAAAUUCUGUCAAGUUUGGUCGGAACCUCUAUAAGCCACACACCAGAAAUCAAACAAAAGAUGCAUUAAAAGUAAUUGUAUGAUUAUUGUUUAGCAGACAU
This is a messenger RNA of Nerophis lumbriciformis (worm pipefish), 1717 nucleotides long. RefSeq lists its product as uncharacterized. Gene Ontology annotation, biological process: regulation of DNA-templated transcription. The record is from RefSeq and is a predicted model, not a curated record. Lineage: Eukaryota; Metazoa; Chordata; Actinopteri; Syngnathiformes; Syngnathidae. Gene Ontology annotation, molecular function: RNA polymerase II cis-regulatory region sequence-specific DNA binding; DNA-binding transcription factor activity, RNA polymerase II-specific.